GAGGAAAGAGGAAAGAGGAAAGAGGAAAGAGGAAAGAGGAAAGAGGAAAGAGGAAAGAGGAAAGAGGAAAGAGGAAAGAGGAAAGAGGAAAGAGGAAAGAGGAAAGAGGAAAGAGGAAAGAGGAAAGAGGAAAGAGGAAAGAGGAAAGAGGAAAGAGGAAAGAGGAAAGAGGAAAGAGGAAAGAGGAAAGAGGAAAGAGGAAAGAGGAAAGAGGAAAGAGGAAAGAGGAAAGAGGAAAGAGGAAAGAGGAAAGAGGAAAGAGGAAAGAGGAAAGAGGAAAGAGGAAAGAGGAAAGAGGAAAGAGGAAAGAGGAAAGAGGAAAGAGGAAAGAGGAAAGAGGAAAGAGGAAAGAGGAAAGAGGAAAGAGGAAAGAGGAAAGAGGAAAGAGGAAAGAGGAAAGAGGAAAGAGGAAAGAGGAAAGAGGAAAGAGGAAAGAGGAAAGAGGAAAGAGGAAAGAGGAAAGAGGAAAGAGGAAAGAGGAAAGAGGAAAGAGGAAAGAGGAAAGAGGAAAGAGGAAAGAGGAAAGAGGAAAGAGGAAAGAGGAAAGAGGAAAGAGGAAAGAGGAAAGAGGAAAGAGGAAAGAGGAAAGAGGAAAGAGGAAAGAGGAAAGAGGAAAGAGGAAAGAGGAAAGAGGAAAGAGGAAAGAGGAAAGAGGAAAGAGGAAAGAGGAAAGAGGAAAGAGGAAAGAGGAAAGAGGAAAGAGGAAAGAGGAAAGAGGAAAGAGGAAAGAGGAAAGAGGAAAGAGGAAAGAGGAAAGAGGAAAGAGGAAAGAGGAAAGAGGAAAGAGGAAAGAGGAAAGAGGAAAGAGGAAAGAGGAAAGAGGAAAGAGGAAAGAGGAAAGAGGAAAGAGGAAAGAGGAAAGAGGAAAGAGGAAAGAGGAAAGAGGAAAGAGGAAAGAGGAAAGAGGAAAGAGGAAAGAGGAAAGAGGAAAGAGGAAAGAGGAAAGAGGAAAGAGGAAAGAGGAAAGAGGAAAGAGGAAAGAGGAAAGAGGAAAGAGGAAAGAGGAAAGAGGAAAGAGGAAAGAGGAAAGAGGAAAGAGGAAAGAGGAAAGAGGAAAGAGGAAAGAGGAAAGAGGAAAGAGGAAAGAGGAAAGAGGAAAGAGGAAAGAGGAAAGAGGAAAGAGGAAAGAGGAAAGAGGAAAGAGGAAAGAGGAAAGAGGAAAGAGGAAAGAGGAAAGAGGAAAGAGGAAAGAGGAAAGAGGAAAGAGGAAAGAGGAAAGAGGAAAGAGGAAAGAGGAAAGAGGAAAGAGGAAAGAGGAAAGAGGAAAGAGGAAAGAGGAAAGAGGAAAGAGGAAAGAGGAAAGAGGAAAGAGGAAAGAGGAAAGAGGAAAGAGGAAAGAGGAAAGAGGAAAGAGGAAAGAGGAAAGAGGAAAGAGGAAAGAGGAAAGAGGAAAGAGGAAAGAGGAAAGAGGAAAGAGGAAAGAGGAAAGAGGAAAGAGGAAAGAGGAAAGAGGAAAGAGGAAAGAGGAAAGAGGAAAGAGGAAAGAGGAAAGAGGAAAGAGGAAAGAGGAAAGAGGAAAGAGGAAAGAGGAAA
This is a messenger RNA of Topomyia yanbarensis, 1533 nucleotides long. RefSeq names its product trichohyalin-like. The record is from RefSeq and is a predicted model, not a curated record. The transcript has a single exon. The annotation marks the transcript as partial. NCBI's taxonomy places the organism in Eukaryota, Metazoa, Arthropoda, Insecta, Diptera, Culicidae.